Molecule: messenger RNA, 1710 nt
Organism: Pieris macdunnoughi
Lineage: Eukaryota; Metazoa; Arthropoda; Insecta; Lepidoptera; Pieridae
Source: the annotation of a GenBank genome assembly
AUGCCCAAUACUAUUGAGGCGUCUAGUGGAGUCUUUACUGUAAAGCUUGCGAAGACCACGGCAGGACUUGGAGUUACGAUCACAGGUUGCAAACAGAAGCUUUUAAGUAAUGAGGAACCAAUGGUGAUAUCAGAUAUCAAACCAGGUUCGGUGGCCCAUCGAAGUGGCGCGUUGGCUCCGGGGGAUCAUCUCCUUGCUAUAAAUGGACAGCCUUUACAUAAUUUGUCACUGGACACAGCCUUCAACAUCCUUCAAAACUCGCCAGAAGAUAUAAUAACCUUAAAAAUCCGCAAACGCGAUUUGACCGACGACUGGGCGAACAUACACAAGCAAAAUGCAAAGCUCACUUUGCAAAGCUUUAGUAGCGUGGAAACAAAAGCUGUGAUACACAGUGAAGAGGACUCCGGGCAUACUGACAGUCCUAAUAAUAGCGGGAAGGACAGGCAUGACGCGGUUUUUAUGGUGGAAAUCAUAAGACCAGACAGUGGACCGCUGGGGUUAACAAUAGCUGGAAGCGAGGAUGUGACGCAGCCUAUACUAUUGAGUGGACUUAUUGAAGGUGGCCUGGCUGAAAAGUGCGGUAAACUGGCCAUUGGAGAUGAGCUGCUCAGCAUAAACGGCGAGAGCGUCCUAAACAAACCUUUAUCAGAAGCGAUCAAGUUGUUACAACAAAGUGGGCAAAGAAUUCAGCUGCAAAUGUGUAGGAAAGUCACUGGUCAUUUGGACUGCGGUGAGUCGAGUGCAAGGGAUUCUAGCCAUUCCACUUCUAGUCCAGGGCUCUCAAACGACAGUGCAGUGGAGUCCUGGGACCAGAAUACGCCCGUCAGGACGAGUGGUAAUUGUGGCAAUUCCGAAGUAAUAGAAUACGCCGUACCAGACAAGUCCCGAAUAAUAGAUAAACAGCCGUACUCACCGACAGACGAAGAUAAACUUAUGGCCUCCAACUUCAAUUCGUUCAUUCAAGACUUACCCUUGCCGAAUUAUUCACUCAAUAAUUCACUCAAGACGUUUCACUACGAGAAUACGUGCAUUAUUCCCGAGACUUUGAAGAAAACGAAUACAAGAGAGGACGAUGUUCAGCAAAUUGAAAUUUUAACUUCGAAUAUGAAGGAUUGCCAACUUCACAACAUGGAGAGGUCGUCAUGCAAAUGUGACUAUGUUCAGAUGGGUCCUUAUAGUAUAGUCUCCCCGAACAGGCGUAACUGGGAUAACGACUUCAACGGUAUAUAUACUGUGACGACGCCGCAGAAGUCGCCGUUGAAACCUAUGGCGGGAUCCAGCUUUCAAUUUUCGAAUAGCCCUAUUUAUGAGAACGAUGUUCCAGGUCUCUACAGCAGCGAUACGUUAUCACCAGCUCGGGGUUCUGUUCAUCACGUUAUACUAUAUAAGGAUGCAAUAUACGAUGACUAUGGGUUCUCCGUCUCCGAUGGUCUAUAUGAAAGGGGGGUCUACAUCAAUAGGAUACGUAAAGGUGGACCAGCAGAUAUCGUUGGUCUGUUACGUCCGUAUGACAGGAUUUUACAGGUGAAUGGUACACGUACGGUGGAUUAUGACUGCUGCUUGACUGUGCCUUUGAUUGCCUCUGCGGGUGACCGAUUAGAAAUUGUCGUGCAACGGCUAGCAACUUCACGGGAUUUAAGAAACAUUCGCCUAGAUGACAGUUCGAGCCCCAGUGAAAGUCCCAGCAGCAUUGUGACUAAGACUAUUUAG